Messenger RNA from Cucurbitaria berberidis CBS 394.84, 1557 nucleotides. RefSeq lists its product as uncharacterized. Bases 1 to 1557 code for a protein of 518 amino acids. The transcript has 2 exons. Gene Ontology annotation, molecular function: DNA-binding transcription factor activity, RNA polymerase II-specific; copper ion binding; RNA polymerase II cis-regulatory region sequence-specific DNA binding. Gene Ontology annotation, cellular component: nucleus. NCBI's taxonomy places the organism in Eukaryota, Fungi, Ascomycota, Dothideomycetes, Pleosporales, Cucurbitariaceae. The record is from RefSeq and is a predicted model, not a curated record. Gene Ontology annotation, biological process: intracellular copper ion homeostasis; positive regulation of transcription by RNA polymerase II; intracellular iron ion homeostasis.
AUGUGGGCUGAAGUCAAUGGAGAGCGCAAAAAGGUCGCCUGUGGUCCCUGUAUUCGAGGUCACCGCUCGUCCAAAUGCGACCACAGAGACCGAGUGCUUGUUGAAGUUCGAAAGCCUGGGCGGCCUUUGAGCAGCUGUCCGCACCCAACUGGUUCAUGUAGCUGCGCCCGCGUCGUUAUCAACUACACGAUUCCCAAGUCUAAUGAAUGUGCUUGCCCUUCAGAGAGCGCGCAGCCCACAGCCACAGUUGCCGGUCACCGUCGAAUUCAGAAGAGCCGAAGGAGAUCCACAGCGGUCAAUACCUCUUCGCUAGAGAAUGCUAUUCGAGCCGGCCGAGACGCUCAAAACGAUCCCUUCACUGUGACACGUACGUCGACCGAAAAAAGCGGUAGCAACGAAGCGUCGCCUUUGUCCAGUGCAAGCUCAACUCCUCGUUUACUCCCUACGCAGAGUGGUGCAUCGAGCUGCUGCAAUCCCCAGCCGGCACAGCCGUCCGUCCCGUUGUUUCCAGAGUCAGUUCCGGCCAAGUCCUGCUGCUCUGGUUCAAAAGUCCAAUCUAACACUAUACCGAGUAGUGAUCAGCCAAAUGUCUACCAAUCCUUCGGCCAACAGUACCAGUCUCAAGUCUCACCUCAGUUCCAAGCAUCACAGUAUCAAAACUUCCACCCGCAUGCAUCGCAGCCACUGCCAGCCACGGUCCCCUUCGGUCUUGGUGCUCCCAUAUACAAUCAUGCAGCAGCAGCAUAUCAGCAACGGGGCUUUAUCCCAAUAAACCCUGGCAUGAGUGAUUCCACAGCCUCCCAUACCACUAAUCUUCAAGUUGGUCAGCAAGUUCCUGAGCACAACUGUCACUGUGGAGAGUCGUGCAGCUGUUUUGGCUGCGCAGCGCAUCCAAACAAUGCUACCAUGACGGAAUACGUGCGGCUCAUGGCCCAAUUCCAGUACACUGGCGGAUACGGGGCUAUGUCUCCACCUCUAUACGACAUGCCCACUUAUCCCCAUCAACCCAGAUUCGGGGUCGACGCGUAUAGUUCAAUGCCUCGGGACCUGUCAGCACCCACUCCGACCAACAUGACCUUUCAACGGAGCAUAAAUAUGCCAAUCCAGUCAAUCACGUCAAUGGAUGUUUCCGGACCAUGGCAAAACCCUCCUGUUUCUACAUCCGGAGUAUCUGAGGCUCAGUACCUAGAGCCACCUAGCUAUACAGCAUCAAAUCCCUUAAAGGGUCAGGUCCUAUGGAAGUCGGAGGAGCCCGCAGCGUCACCUAUCGCCGAAAGCCCAACUAGCAAAGAGGAGGAGGCCCCCACACUCUCGCCUUCGUCCUACUUCUGGAACCAGAUGGUCCUGCCUGGCUGCAGUGAUGCCACUGGUACUUGCCAGUGUGGCGACGGCUGCGAGUGCGUUGGUUGCCUUACGCAUGGCGGUCACACCGGUGUUCCCCUCGAGACUCCUGCAAUCAGCAACCAAGAUCGCUUUCCUGGCUUCACAACAAAUCUUGGCCUGCCUCUGGAUGAUGAAACGACCCCGUUCAUGCCGUUCAACCCGGCUCCAACGUGA